Molecule: messenger RNA, 1421 nt
Organism: Arabidopsis thaliana (thale cress)
Lineage: Eukaryota; Viridiplantae; Streptophyta; Magnoliopsida; Brassicales; Brassicaceae
Gene: TWD1
Product: FKBP-type peptidyl-prolyl cis-trans isomerase family protein
Exons: 8
Coding region: 150-1247 (365 amino acids)
Cellular component (GO): vacuolar membrane; plasma membrane; endoplasmic reticulum
Source: RefSeq, marked reviewed
AAAAGUCGAAGGGUCUCUUUAUAUUUUCAGAAUCAAAAUCUGAAAUUUAUCUCUCGGUCGAUCCAGUCUUCGUGAGUGACUUCGACGACGACGACGAGUCACACUACUCUUGAGCUUCUCAUACUUCACCCAGGUUGAUUUGGGAAAUAAUGGAUGAAUCUCUGGAGCAUCAAACUCAAACACAUGACCAAGAGAGCGAAAUAGUUACUGAAGGAAGUGCCGUUGUGCAUAGUGAGCCAUCUCAAGAGGGUAAUGUUCCUCCUAAAGUUGAUAGUGAAGCUGAGGUCUUGGAUGAGAAAGUCAGUAAGCAGAUUAUAAAGGAAGGUCACGGUUCCAAACCAUCCAAGUACUCUACAUGCUUUUUGCACUACAGGGCAUGGACCAAAAACUCGCAGCACAAAUUUGAGGAUACAUGGCAUGAGCAGCAACCUAUUGAAUUGGUUCUUGGAAAAGAGAAAAAAGAACUAGCCGGUUUAGCCAUCGGUGUUGCUAGCAUGAAGUCUGGUGAACGUGCGCUUGUGCAUGUUGGCUGGGAAUUAGCUUAUGGGAAAGAAGGAAACUUUUCUUUUCCGAAUGUUCCACCUAUGGCAGACUUGUUAUAUGAGGUGGAAGUUAUUGGGUUUGAUGAAACAAAGGAGGGAAAAGCUCGCAGUGAUAUGACUGUAGAGGAAAGGAUUGGUGCAGCAGACAGAAGAAAAAUGGAUGGGAAUUCUCUUUUUAAGGAGGAGAAACUGGAGGAAGCCAUGCAACAGUAUGAAAUGGCCAUAGCAUACAUGGGGGACGAUUUUAUGUUUCAGCUGUAUGGGAAGUACCAGGAUAUGGCUUUAGCAGUUAAAAACCCAUGCCAUCUUAACAUAGCAGCUUGCCUCAUCAAACUAAAACGAUACGAUGAAGCAAUUGGUCACUGCAACAUUGUGUUGACAGAAGAAGAGAAAAACCCAAAAGCACUGUUCAGAAGAGGGAAAGCAAAGGCAGAGCUAGGACAGAUGGACUCAGCACGUGAUGAUUUCCGAAAGGCACAAAAGUAUGCUCCUGACGACAAGGCGAUUAGAAGAGAGCUACGAGCACUUGCAGAGCAAGAGAAAGCCUUGUACCAAAAGCAGAAAGAAAUGUACAAAGGAAUAUUCAAAGGGAAAGAUGAAGGUGGUGCUAAGUCAAAGAGCCUUUUUUGGUUGAUAGUGUUAUGGCAAUGGUUUGUUUCCCUUUUCUCCCGUAUCUUUCGACGCCACAGAGUUAAAGCAGAUUAAUGUAUGAAGAAGGGUAACAAUUCAACUCUAAAAGACCAACGUGAAAGAUCUACCCCCAUUUCUUAUUAGUGAGAAUUUUGAAAAAUAUUUUAUAUAAGAAAAAAAAAUAGUCUCUAUUGUUUUCGAUUAUAAAGUAACUUUAUAUUUUGAUCCAAAAAAAUAAAUUUUUAACAA